Molecule: messenger RNA, 1688 nt
Organism: Lingula anatina
Lineage: Eukaryota; Metazoa; Brachiopoda; Lingulata; Lingulida; Lingulidae
Product: cilia- and flagella-associated protein 410
Biological process (GO): cytoskeleton organization; mRNA splicing, via spliceosome
Cellular component (GO): U4/U6 x U5 tri-snRNP complex
Molecular function (GO): protein binding
Source: RefSeq, a predicted model, not a curated record
UACGGCCUUUACCGCUAGAUGGCAGUGUUUUGUGACACAGAAGUAGGUCAAGAAAUGUACACAUGUCAUUGUGUUAGUUGCGACAAUGAAUUGCGUUGGUUGUGCAUCUAUAAAAUCCACCAAUCAACCUCGAAAUUUUUACCGUCUCCGACGAACAGGAAGUUCUUGGGGAAGCGGCAGUUUUGUGAAAGUAUUUGUUAGUGUAGUUUUCAUUGAGAUUAAGUUAGCAUAUCUAGUGUGCAUUAUGGUCAAACUUACAGAGAGUUUAGUGUUGGGGAGAUCCAGGGCGUCAGACUUGGAGAGCGUCAGGAAACUGAACUGUUGGGGGAGUGACCUAGAUGAUGUCAGCAUUCUUAAACACAUGCCUAAUGUAGAAGUGGUCAGUCUCAGUGUAAACAAAAUCACCAGUUUAGCCAACUUCGCUCAUUGUUCCAAGCUCCAAGAGCUGUACAUCCGUAAAAAUAUGAUCACUAACCUGGCAGACAUCUGUUAUCUGAAGCACCUGCCAAACCUGAGGACCCUCUGGCUCAGUGACAACCCCUGUGCAGUGGGAGAUAGAUACAGGCUCACUGUGCUGAAAACAUUGCCUAAUUUACAUAAAUUGGAUAAUAUUGCUGUGCAAGUAGAAGAACUAAACGAUGCAAUAGAGCAGGGAUUAGACCUUCACCUGCCCGAGUCGUCAAGGUCCCCAUCCAAGUCCUCCUCUCAGAGACCCCAAUCUGCUAAGAAAGACAAAGACAGGUCACCGGUGGAGGAUCCUGAUAAACUGACACUGGAACAGACAAAUAAAAUCAGGGAAGAGCUUGGACUGAAGCCGGUUUCCACAGAAAAGUAUUCUCCAGUGAAACAUCACAGGCCUGGGGGCAGCAAGGCCAGGCAAGCCAACCUCCUCCAGGCAGCCCUGUGUUUGGUGAAGGAGCUGGACGUGGACAGUUUAGAAGCUGUGGGGAACGCUGUCAAGGACAGACUAGAGGCUCUCUGAUAUCAGGCCUCACUUUGUUAUAAACAUGAAACAUUGUACAACUGAGAAAAAUAUGGACCUGAGUCUAGAUGUAAAAAAAAAGAAAACUUCAGAGAGUUCACAUAAUAGUGAUAAUCUUGAUAACACUGUGAACAUUUGUGGGUGUUGCCUAGAGCUUGGUUACAGUGCAAUUACCCUUGAAUGUUGCUGUAACGACUGUUGGAGUAUUAAAGGCAAAAUGUGUAGGGGUGUGUCUUAAAGCUCUCACCUGAGUUUAGCAGUCUGUGGUUACUGGAGCCAUGAGGUACUCAACAGAUCUUGUUCUUAACAUAUCACAUGACUGUGUCUCCAAGAUUACUGUUCCCUGCACAGUACAGGGUGUACCAAAACUUAUGGAACGGUCUGUGAAAAUUAUUGUGGGUACCCAAUUUUCGGGUUUAACCAAAGUGAACAUUUGUGUGUAUAUUAGGACCAAGAUAUUUAAUUAUCUCAUCUUAUAUUUAUUUAUUGUAAGUAGUGUGAAUUGCAGCAAUCUUUGAAACAGAAUGUUACUCUUCUGAUCCCUGUGUCCUCUAUGUGGAUAUUGUACUUCUUUUAAAUUUCAUACUUAGAUGUUCACAUAUAUACUUGAUGUACAGUGAGAACUGGUAAAUAGUUAUUAAAAACCGUCCAUAUGAAAAACACUACAUAGAUUGAACUAACAUAAAAAUAUAUUUAUUUAUUGGCA